AUGAUUGAUGAAAGUACUGAUCGAAGCUUAGAGCAACAUCUUGUUGUUUAUGCAAUAUAUUUGACAUUAGAGGGUCAUGGGGCACCUAUAUCUAUGUUUAUGAAAAUGAUGUCUGUGUCAGAUGGAAAAGGGAAAACCAUAUAUGAUACUAUCAAUCAAUUGAUGAAUGAUAGAGGUCUUUCACUAACAAAACUAAUAGCUGUCUCAACAGAUGGUGCUUCUGCAAUGGUUGGGCGUGAAAAUGGGUUUGUUUCUCUUAUGAAACAAAAUAUUCCAAAUCUUAUUUCAAUCCAUUUCAUAGCUCAUCGUGAGUCACUAGCAGCAACAGAUGCUUCUAAAAAGAUACCUGAAUUAUUAUUUCUUGAAAAAAUAGCAAAUAAAGUGCAUUCAUGGAUCCAAAAUUCACCAAAGAGAAAUAAUGAGUUGAAUGAAUUACUUAGAGUUAUGGAAAUUGAUGUUUUGAAUGUUUUGCAGAUCCACACAACCAAAUGGUUAUCCAGAGGAGAAGUCAUAAUAAGGCUUGUGAAGCUUAUGCCAGCCAUUUUAACUUUGUGGAAAAAAGAUAAGAAGUGUUCAACAUUAUAUGAAAAGACAAGGAUUUAUUCUAUUCAAUUUUGUUUGCAUAUGCUUGCUGAUGUUUUGGGUGAACUAAAUAAAUUGAAUAAGAUUUUUCAAGAAGAAAAUGUAGACAUUACUGUUAUUGGUUUGGCUCUUGAUGAAGCAAUAGGAAAUUUAUAUAGAUGGUUUUUGAGGAAAGGUACAUUUGCAGAAGGUACAACUUAUCUUUCAAAAUUCUUGAUUGAUUCUCAAUUUGGGUGUAUUGAAGUCAAAGAAGAUGGUGUCACUGAUAAACAUGAAUUUCUAUACAUCCCUUUUCCAAUUGAGGGAUUUCAGUCUGGUGAUUUAGGGAAGCAAUCCAUGCAACCUCGUAUUGAAGGAACAAAACAAAGUUGUCAAUGCUUGACAGAAGGCUAUAUCCAAUCUCUCAUUGAUUCUUUAAAUGAAAGAUUUCCAGAUCUUCCUCUAUUUAAUGCAGCAAAACUUUUCAGCCCUUCCUAUUAUCCAUUAUAUCAUCAAACUCGAGAUAAUGUCUCAAAGCGUUGGCUUGAUAAGCUUCUCCAACAUUUACAACACACUACAAAUAAUGUAUCCAUAUUUGAUGUGAAUGGUUGCAAAAGAGAGUUACACUCUUUUGUUGACUCAUUGCAUUCAAGUUGUGAGGGUUUUAAGAUGAAAGAUGCAUGGAGAGUCUUUCGUAACACAAAAUAUUGGCAUAGAAGCUAUCCUCAUAUGAUGAAGUUAUGGCAAGCUGUUCUUACUAUUCCUGCAAGUACUGUUGAUUGUGAAAGAGGGUUUUCAAAACAAAACAUCAUCAAAGAUGUUAGAAAGUCAAAGCUAGCUUUGGAUACAUUGGAUGCAUUAAUGAGGGUGGUCUUAACAGAGUUUAAGUUUGACAAAAGCACGCUCAAUGUGUUCUGGACUGAAGGUGAGGUAAACGGAAGUGGGUAUAAGCACAUAGGUAAGGCAAAUAGCAUUACCUUCUGGAAUGCAGAGCCUGGUGAGGUAAACGGAAGUGGGUAUAAGCACAUAGGUAAGGCAAAUAGCAUUACCUUCUGGAAUGCAGAGCCUGGUUUGCAGGGCAUUCAAGUUAUGCUGCGGGAGUUUAGCACUGAGAGCAGUGAGGUAAACGGAAGUGGGUAUAAGCACAUAGGUAAGGCAAAUAGCAUUACCUUCUGGAAUGCAGAGCCUGGUUUGCAGGGCAUUCAAGUUAUGCUGCGGGAGUUUAGCACUGAGAGCAGUGAGGUAAACGGAAGUGGGUAUAAGCACAUAGGUAAGGCAAAUAGCAUUACCUUCUGGAAUGCAGAGCCUGGUUUGCAGGGCAUUCAAGUUAUGCUGCGGGAGUUUAGCACUGAGAGCAGUGAGCUCUGA
Messenger RNA from Cryptomeria japonica (Japanese cedar), 1929 nucleotides. RefSeq lists its product as uncharacterized. The record is from RefSeq and is a predicted model, not a curated record. Gene Ontology annotation, molecular function: protein dimerization activity. The transcript is spliced from 5 exons. Lineage: Eukaryota; Viridiplantae; Streptophyta; Pinopsida; Cupressales; Cupressaceae. Bases 1 to 1929 code for a protein of 642 amino acids.